This is a messenger RNA of Clunio marinus, 1632 nucleotides long. The record is from the annotation of a GenBank genome assembly. Lineage: Eukaryota; Metazoa; Arthropoda; Insecta; Diptera; Chironomidae.
AUGGCAGAAAAUUUUUCGAAAAAUAUUUUGCGAGGGUGCGGUAAAGUGAAAGUUACAACGCGUUGUAUCGUUGUGCCGCCAUCUCCAACACAACAUGAAGCCGAAGAUAAUCCCACAGAUUAUAACAUAGAUGGUAACAAUAAUAGUAAUCUCAGAUCACCUUUAUCACCCUCAACAAUCCCCAAUAACUUAUUCAAUGCUCAAGACUCUUGCACAAGCGAAUCCAAUGACAUCGAAUCUCAUAACUAUGCUAGAAAUCGCUCAACUACCCGAAGCUGGCCUGUCAUUUAUCGCAACAAUUCCAUAUCCAAACAAGAAAAUUACUUAGGCUUAUCGAAGACCGAACAACUGCAAGGCAAAAAUGAUCUCAAACGAAAAUCUACUCAUCAAUAUGAUUUUGAUCAAAUAUUUGGCUUAAAUAAUGCCAAUUACCAGCAAUAUCUGGCAGCAACGAUACGAAAGCAAAGUAAUUGUGACGUUGGAUGCGAUAAAUCACCAUCCCUCUAUGACAUGCAGAAUCCUUCACAAGAAAAUGCAGAACAAUCUCCAUCUGGACCACUAUGUAACGCUCCACCGACUGUUGUUUUUCUUUUGCUUACAUUGUUUAUGACCACAACAGCUACAGCUAUGUUGUGUGCAGCAAUCAUGACUGACCAUUGGGAGAAUGUCGUUUGGGAUAAAGAAGCUCUUACAAAAAUUGUGAAUCAAACGGAUUCAUCAAAAGUUACUAAUCAACUUGAACUUUUACUCGAAGGGAAAGCUGCAAGAUUGCCGUUUAAAGGUAACGACCGUGGCGGUGUUUUUCUCGUGCCAAUGCAUGGGGGAAUUUGGACGCUUUGUAUUAACUUGCGAGAGGAUGAAAUAAGAGAACUAAGCAAGAAAGGAUUCCCAUCAGUCAACAUGUGUUUCAAUUAUUUGGCUGGAAAUAAUGAUAACGGACGCUCAGGCGGGGGUGAGGAACCACGUGCUGACUGGCAACAUAGUGAGUUCCAGACGUCAAUUCAUCCUCAUUUAAGAAUGCAGAAUUUGUCUAUUUCCUGCGCCCUUGUAUGUCUAAUUAUUUUGGGAUCAGCUGCACUGAUUGGAGCUUUCGGGGUUUGUCAGCGCCAAAUAAGCGCUAUUUUAGUCACAGGCGUAAUGUAUUUGUUAGCAGCUCUCUUUGCACUGUUCACGUUAAUGAUAAUUCAUUUCAAACGACAAAAAGGAAAACCGAUGUUGGAUAGUGAUUAUGAUGGAACUGUUGAUGGACUUGUAGCUACACGAGGAUCGGCACGAAUGGCACAAAGCUUACUUGGCGCCAGAAUUUUUAGCACGUCAUGGAGUUUAGAUUUGGGAUGGGGAGGUGUAGCGUUAUGUGCAUUAGCGUCAUUCUUUUGGAUUUUCUUAUCAAAACUCAUGAGAUUUACACCACUGUCUCAACUUUUAAUGUGAAACAAUGUGUCAUAAAUACAUUACAUAUAAUCAAAUAUCAUCGCGUUAUACUGCACACUUUUAAUCUUUCUUGUAAUGAAAGCUAAAUGUGAUUUAUUGUACUGUGCUUUAAGCCUUAAAUUGUAGAAAUAAAGUUUUAAAAAGACAUGUUGUUUAUUAAUUAUUUUGAAACUCUAAAGCCAUUAAUUGAUUUUUUCACUG